AUGGCCAUAAGGAUACUCAACUUGACCACAGGUUCAUCCGGAUGUGAAAGAAAUUGGAGCACUUUUGAAAUGGUAGAUGCAAAGAGGGGAAAUAAACUAGAUGUGGCCCGUAGGGACAAUCUAGUUUAUAUCCAAUUCGAUGGAAGGAUGAUUGAUAAAAGAAAGAAGUUAUCCUCUUCUAGUGAUGUUCUUCUUGGUGAAGAUGCGUCACGAGCACAAGAUUGGAUAUGUGAAGAUGCAUACAUUGAUGAUGAGUUUGAUCCCACUACGGGGGUGCCAUACAACAUCAUUGAUGAAGCAAUGGAGGAAAGCAAACCUAUAGAGCUUUGUAGGAGUGCACGAGUUAGAGAACUCCAUGAAGUUGAAGAAUACAUUGAGGAUGAUGAUGAUGAAUCUAAUCAUGGGGUAGAUAUGGAGGAUGAUGAGAUCGAUUACGAGUCCGGUGAUGAUGGGGUGAUGGCAACCAAAGAUGAUGAUGAGGAGGAGGAGCCCCGCAGCCUUGAGCCAUUCGUCGCAAACUUAUUUUGCUUGCUAUUUUUAAUAGGCCGAUUCACCGAUUAA
Molecule: messenger RNA, 561 nt
Organism: Triticum aestivum (bread wheat)
Lineage: Eukaryota; Viridiplantae; Streptophyta; Magnoliopsida; Poales; Poaceae
Exons: 3
Coding region: 1-561 (186 amino acids)
Source: RefSeq, a predicted model, not a curated record